AUGGCCGAAAAUUCGUCAACCCCAAUUGCGGAUCUCGUCAAUAAAGUCAAGGAUGGUUCCAUCAAUCUCAGUGAACUCACAGUCCAGAAUUGCCCUCAGCUUCCUCAUGACGACAUCACUGCUAAAGAGCUAGAGAAAGUCUAUGCUCGGAUGGUCGAUGAGGUUUUCAAGAUGGCGGGUUUCAACAAGGUUGAUGCAAUUACCUGCUUCGACAAAUGUGUUGAGAGGCUCGCUCGAGGCAAGCCCUUCUCCGCAUCAACUAUUGGCGACUACAAGGGCUGGAAGGCUGUCAGAAAGUACGUCGACCUUGCCGUGAAGCUACACCGCGAGACUCUUGAGGCUGUUUGCAUUCCAGCACCGCAACUCAUCUCUAUGAUUGUGCUGCUCAACAUUCGUCAGGUGCGAAUAGGGACAGACAGAUUUUUAAGUCAGAAUCCAUUGUUCUUUCGGCUCUUCGGACGCUAUAACAUUUCGCAAUGGCUCCCCUUGGCCAUCAAGUUCUACCGGCGUCUCCGAAAUGACAUUUUUAUCAUCGAGAACGAUGGAAGUCUUGGCGAACCCCAAAUCCGGAAGAAAACUAUCAGCAAGAACGAGGUCUGGAUCGUUAGUGCCAACUUGUCCGUUGAUAACCCGCGCAUUCUUCCAACUCCUUUGGUGGAUCGCAUUACACUACUCGAACCGAUGAUAAACGAGGACGUCGCCAUGUCGGGUCUCAAUGACUCGUCCAUGAGUGAAUCAGGCGAUUCCGACUCAAGCGAACUGGUAACCUUGGCGCUCACAACCACACGAGCUGAAGCGAUUCAGAAGGCGGGAGAUUUACUGCAGAAACUAGAUCAGACUGGUAUCGACCAGGCGUCGCUCAAGCCGCAGUUGGAUGGGUGGCUCAGUGAACCACACAUUCGUGUCAUGCCAGAGGAGGUCAAGAAUGAGCUGUAUUUCUGGUGUGCGAUUCAUUCGCCAAGUUGGUGUGCCCUCAUCCAUUCAUGCCUGCAUGACGACAGAGAGACCUGGGAUUAUGAAACAUCGGUUCCCGUGGGCUGUGAGCUUCACACUCCCGCAGCCGGUGGUUCAAGCUUCUUGCGAAACCUCGGUCGACUUGCUAAGAAGGCCUUGCGCCUUAGCGGUUCCAAUCCCGGAGAAGCCCGGCAAAUCAUGAGCCGCCACCGUGAUGGACUCAAGUUGUUCUCUCUCCACUACGAAAGUGAUGUGCGGACUGACAAGCGCCUCAAGAAGAUUGAAGACGACGUGGCUAGAAUCGCCACCGCUGUGGAGCAGAUCACUACGUCGCGCCACAACAGCAAGGCCGAUAUCACAGAGGUUUGGUCUCUUUGCCUCCAGCACCAGGGCAAUAUCCCAGAGUGCGUCCGACGUCUCGCUGCUUCCAACUUGACUGCUGAAGAGAUGCAGGAGCUGGAGGCUCGCCAGGUGGCCCACUAG
Fusarium fujikuroi IMI 58289 is the source of this 1437-nucleotide messenger RNA. RefSeq lists its product as uncharacterized. The record is from RefSeq and is a predicted model, not a curated record. The transcript has a single exon. NCBI's taxonomy places the organism in Eukaryota, Fungi, Ascomycota, Sordariomycetes, Hypocreales, Nectriaceae. The coding region runs from base 1 to 1437 and encodes 478 amino acids.